GAGUCUUCUACUUCUUUUGAUCAAAAAAAUGGAAAUUUUUUUCACGAAAUCUAUCUAUUGGAGGGUGUUUGAUUUGUUUGCUUUCCUGAAGUCAAUCCUGUUGACAGCGAGAUCAAUAUUUUUCGCAUUUUCUUAUCCGAAAGCCGUCGAACUUAUUUACAAUAAAAGUCUAAUCCCGUUCAAACGAGAAUUAUUUGCAGACAUCAGCUCAAUUAUUCCAUUCAAGAAAAAUGGACCAAUUAGAAUUUUGGAGGUAGGAAUUGGACCGGGAUAUAACUUGGAAUUUUAUCCCAAAAAAUGUCAACUCAUUGGUCUGGACAAGAAUCCAUAUUUCGAAAACGUGCUGCUGGGAAACUUACAGAAGCACCCAGAAAUUACUUUAGAAAAGUUUGUCAAUGAACGUGCCGAGAAUAUGGCCUCGAUACCAUCAAAUAGUAUCGAUGUGGUCGUCACUUCCAAUGUACAUUGCAGUGUGGAUAACAGUCAAAGUGUUUUGAAAGAAAUUCGAAGAGUUCUGGUGCCCGGCGGUCGAUAUUACUUCCUCGAACAUUGCCUUGAUGAACCUGGAACUACUCGAUUCAAAUGGCAAAUGUUCGUUAAUAAAAUUCGACUCUGGCAGUUGACAUGGCACGGAUGCAUUUUCGAUGAGUUUGAACCGAAAAUUUCGAAAUUUGGUCGGUUCAAUUACAAAGGGAAACGUUACACAGCAGAACACCAGCCUUUCAUUUAUUAUGUAUUACUGAUAGGAUUAGCAGCUUAUCUAACGUCGUCUCAUUACGGUGGAUGUGCUAUAAAAGAAAAAUAAAUGGCUCGGCGGAAAGUGGUUUAUAUUAGGUUUGGUUCAGAGUAGAGUUUAAUUUGUGCCAACAGUUUUUACUUCAUUAAAGCAAA
Messenger RNA from Bradysia coprophila, 891 nucleotides. Its product is annotated as thiol S-methyltransferase TMT1A-like. Lineage: Eukaryota; Metazoa; Arthropoda; Insecta; Diptera; Sciaridae. Gene Ontology annotation, molecular function: S-adenosylmethionine-dependent methyltransferase activity. The record is from RefSeq and is a predicted model, not a curated record.